Molecule: messenger RNA, 762 nt
Organism: Gilbertella persicaria
Lineage: Eukaryota; Fungi; Mucoromycota; Mucoromycetes; Mucorales; Choanephoraceae
Exons: 2
Source: RefSeq, a predicted model, not a curated record
AUGGUGGCUUAUGGUGGUGUGGAUGCACUUAUUUGGCUUUGUCGUUCUUCUAAAAGUAUUCGACUCCAUCAUCUUACUACCACCAUUUUAGCCAUGUUGGCAGAAAAGGAAUCGAUUCGACCUGUCAUUAUCACCAAAUGGGCAUUGCCCCCUCUUUUGUUUCUUGUCCGCUUUUAUACCACAGAUCAUAAAAAAUCCCCAGCCAAUUCAAUUCAUUCCAGCAUCACACCUACAUUGACAAACAGUAAUAUACCUUCCGACACAACACAGACUUCUGAGUCUCGACAAAGUAUUGUGUUGGAAAUCGUGAUUAACUGCACUCAUAUCUUGUAUCAACUCUCAAGAGCAGGUAUUCUCAGUCAAAAGGAAUUAGUAUCGGAUGGUGUGUUCGAUACCUUACUCAACUUGGCUGGUUUUCAUAUCCAGAAUCUACAGUAUGAAAAAGGAGUUGUAGAGGGUUCACCUAUUCCUACCAACAGUGAUGAUGAGCAGCAACUUCAUGAGCGUGUCAAUAUCAUUCAAAGUCUUGCUGCAAAAGCCAUUUCAGCCAUUAGUUCAUUGGUUUCAUUCCAGCCUACCAUGAUUGAAUUGAUUGAAGGCACUGAUCGGUUAUCGAGUUUAUUGAGAUCUCAGAAUGCAGAAGUACGUAAAUAUGUGGCCAAAACAAUUGCUUAUUUAUCACUUCGAAAUGAUAAAUACAAGCCAACACUUCUUUAUGGUGAUGGAUCUAAAGCACUUGUAUCUAUUCUAGCUGUGUUACCU